Messenger RNA from Cloeon dipterum, 1305 nucleotides. RefSeq lists its product as uncharacterized. The transcript has 5 exons. The coding region runs from base 47 to 1270 and encodes 407 amino acids. Lineage: Eukaryota; Metazoa; Arthropoda; Insecta; Ephemeroptera; Baetidae. The record is from RefSeq and is a predicted model, not a curated record.
ACUUCACCUUGUUGUUGUUGGCCUGCUAAUGGCCUUACCUUAAUUUAUGAAAGCCAUGAAAAUUAGGAAAAAUUGCUGGUGUGAAUGUCAUCUUGCUUCUGCUAAACGCUGGCGAGCCGAACGGAAAAAGCGCAAUGCCCAAGCUAAUCGACUGCUUAUUGCACUGAUUAUCCUUGCUAAUAUUCCAAUUAGUCUGGUUGAAUCUGAAAUAUUCAGACGUUUUGUGAAUUAUUUGGCUCCUUGGUACCAAGUUCCUUGGAGGAAAACGUUCAACAAAAUCUUGGACCACACUUACAUCUCAGGGCAAAAAUUUAUGAAAAAAGAGUUAGAAGGGAAGACAGUCUCUUUAACUCUUGACCUGGCAACUGUUUUGAACUCAACAAGACAUUUCAUUGUUUGCUCUGUGCACUACCUGGCAGACCGCAGCUCAAACAUCAUGAAAUGUUGCACACUGUAUGUAAGCCAAAUGACGCAAAGGAGCACAUCAGCCGACAUCUGCAGGUCUUUGAACACAGCGUUAGUAGAGUUUGGAGUUGACGUGGACCAGGUCAUUUCGACUUGUACGGAUAGAGGUGCUAACGUCUUGAAAGCGUGCAAAGACCUAUUUGGAGAAAACAAGGUCACAUCUUGCGUUUGUCAUUUGGCUGAUAACGUCGUGCAAGAUUCUCUCUACUCACUACCUAUUGUUUACGCAUUAUUGAAAGACGUGAAACAAAUUGCUGGGUUUAUUAAGAGGAGUCCAACUGCAGCAAAUUUGCUGAGGACAUUCCAAAUGCAAACAGGGAAAACGUAUAGUGCUUGUCUUAUGCCUAUCCAAAGCGUAAGAACAAGAUGGAAUAGCACACUCGCAUGCAUCCGACGAUACAUCGAGCUUCAUCAUCAUAUAAAGAAAGUGCUAUCGCAUCCUUCCCUGAAUUCCUCUAAAACCAAACCACCUGGUGUGCCUGAUGUAGCGGUGGCGAGUCUGUCUGAAAUGGCCUCUGUACUCAUCCCAUUUGAAGAGCUCACGAAGACAUUUUCAUCGUCAACACGUAUGCGUAGCAGUGCUGUUGUCGCGUCAAUCAAAGGACUCAUUUUGAAAAUCGAAUCAACUAGUUUGACUGAACCAGUAGCAAAAAGCCUCAAAGAAAAGCUGCUUUUGAAACUCAACGAAAAAAAAGCAGCUAUUGAAGGAAACAAAGUUUUCUGCGCUGCAAACCUUGUUGACCCAAGGUAUUCCUCAAAACAAUUUUUUAAAAUAUUAAAUGCUUCACAAACUGAGAGUAAAUAGCUGCAAUUGAGCAAAUUAAAUUAACUGUUUCCUCA